GGACGCAAUUUUGUGACCGUUUCACGUGACGGCUCAUCCAAGUUAUGGGAUUGCAGUACAAGUAGUUGUUUGGAAACACCCAUUCAAUUGAGUGCCACCGAAGCCAUCAAUACGUGUGCCAUUCAAGCCAUGGCAGCCGAUGUAGACCUCGGCGUUCGGCACAGACCUCUUCACGAGAAGGCCGUCGGAACCGAUGGUAAACUAUUAACUGUUGGCACCGAAACGGGAACUGUUAUCGGAGUUGGAUUGGAAAGCAAUCAAAAGGUAUUUGAAUUAAAAAACAAUUCAGCCGUGAAUUCAAUCCGAUUUGUGGACGAAUACAGUGUUGUGUUUGGUCUACAAAGCGGUGAAAUAGUGUUAAUUGAUGUGAGAAAUAGCGAAAAUAUUGUUAAGUGUUGGCGGACCAGCUCUUCGCCCGUUCUUUCGUUGUUGUCAUUGAAUUAUAAAGAGAGGAAUGGAUUCUUCGCCGGUCGGGCCGACGGGUCGACUGUCUAUCACUAUUUAGACUCCGAUAACGAGACGUUUCAGUUGAGUGGACCUGAUUUCGACGCAAUCUAUAGUCUGGCCAGCGAUGGGUCGCAUGUGUUCACCGCCUGUAGAGAUAAAUGUAUUCGUAAAUAUGAACUCAAGAUAAUUACCGACUCAUAA
This is a messenger RNA of Medioppia subpectinata, 648 nucleotides long. The record is from the annotation of a GenBank genome assembly. Lineage: Eukaryota; Metazoa; Arthropoda; Arachnida; Sarcoptiformes; Oppiidae.